UCCCCGCAGACCUGUAGGAGCUGAACAGGCAAGUCAGAGAACAGAAGUUGCUUCAUUUUUGGUCUCGGGAAGUUUCACCUUCAACUCUGGAGAAGAUGGGCUGCAAACAAGAGGAUGAGGGCAGUUCCUGGAAGAAACCCACUACCAACAUCAGAAAAACAUUCAUUUUCAUGGAAGCACUUGGAUCAGGAGCCUUUUCAGAAGUUUUUCUGGUGAAGCACAGAGCCACUGGCAAGCUUUUUGCUUUGAAGUGCAUUAAAAAGUCACCAGCCACCCAGGACAGCAACCUGGAAAAUGAAAUAGCUGUGCUGAAGAAAAUAAAGCAUGACAACAUAGUAACUCUUGAGGACAUUUAUGAAAGCACAACCCACUAUUAUCUGGUAAUGCAGCUAGUGUCUGGAGGAGAAUUAUUUGACCGUAUUUUAGAACGAGGUGUUUACACUGAAAAGGAUGCUAGUAUUGUAAUUCAGCAAGUCCUGGGAGCAGUGCAUUAUCUUCAUGAAAAUGGGAUAGUUCAUCGAGAUCUAAAGCCUGAAAAUUUGCUCUACCUAACACCAGAAGAGGACUCCAAAAUCAUGAUAACCGAUUUUGGUUUGUCUAAAAUGGAACAGAAUGGCAUCAUGUCUACAGCAUGUGGAACUCCAGGAUAUGUUGCUCCAGAGGUGUUAGAACAAAAGCCAUACAGUAAAGCUGUGGAUUGCUGGUCAAUUGGAGUUAUUACCUACAUCCUCCUGUGUGGAUACCCUCCUUUCUAUGAAGAAACAGAGUCCAAAUUGUUUGAAAAGAUCAAAGAAGGCUAUUUUGAAUUUGAGUCUCCAUUUUGGGAUGAUAUCUCUGAGUCAGCCAAAAAUUUCAUUUGUCGUUUAUUGGAGAAGGAUCCAAAUAAGAGAUUUACCUGUGACAAAGCACUCAGGCAUCCCUGGAUUGAUGGAAACACUGCCCUCUACUGUGACAUCUAUCCAUCUGUCAGUGUACAGAUCCAAAAAAAUUUUGCAAAAAGCAAGUGGAAGCAAGCCUUCAAUGCUGCAGCUGUGGUCCAUCAUAUGAAGAAACUCCACAUGAAUGGUCAUCAUGCAGAUAACAAUGUCAAAAGCCAAGUACAAGUACAAAAUACAUCAAGGCCUAAUACAUCAUCAGUUACCAACCAGGAACAAUCAAAUCAAGAUGCCAAGAACUUGAUCCCUGUAUUAUCCUAUCAGAAUGCUUCAGAUCUUCCUGGCCUACAUGCCAAGAUGACAGACAACAAAUGCUUAGAUCACAUGGGUAGCACGUCAGUCCAUAUGACUAAUCUAAUUACAGUAGAUAACCAGAGCCAUCCAAACAGGGCUUUAGUUGGCUGCAUUCCAGAAUGUGGAACACGUGAGAAAGUGAAGACAGCUUUUUGCUCAGAAUCAGUACUCAUCAAAAGAGGUGCAAAGACACAUCACUUCAACUCAGAAGUCCUUGUUCCAGUCAAAGCCACUAAUCACACCUAUUUUGGUACUGGACAAACUGGUGUUUGCUUGAUAAUGUGAUUGAAAAGAACUGCCAUAAGGAUAAAACAUAUACCUUUACAGAAGGGCUGCUUGAUACUCCUAUUUCAAAACUUCACAGUCAAAUAUCAGCCAUGCACGAAGGGAAGGCCUGUCUUGAACAAUGCCAGGGACAACUGUGUUCCCAAAAGCCCACAGCCAAUCUUUUCUAUAAAGCACAUCCAUAGAACUGAGGGUUCACAUGGUGCAACUAUUCUAAAAUAUUAGAGAAUUGUUUCAUAUAAACAGGAAAACAUGAUUCUUAAAGAAAGGUUCUGGGCUCCUGUAAUCAGUAGAUUAAUCUACAUUAUCAGACAAAACUGUUUCUUUUUCCUUUGUGGGGAGGGGUGGGAGGUAUGUUUGUACAUCUGUGCUUGUUCAGUGGAAUAAAGAACAAUUGCAAGGUGUGCAAUGUUGUUUUUGUGUUGAGUCCAUGUGGGGGAGUUGGUGGAAGCAGAACACAUCCCAUGCUGGCUUGCUUGUGGCGCUUUAAUUCAUGAUCCAGGAGCAAUUUGCUAAGAAUGCUUGUUGACACUUGCCAUUUGUUCCAACGCAGCUUGCAUGAGGCUCAUGGGCAGAUUCCACAGGCUGGAAGGGAGCACCAUCUCUACUUUAUUGAUGAAAUUAAUUUCUGCUUGUCAGUUCUGGAAUAGUACAUGUAAUAUAUAUUGUUCAAUAAAGUUUGUUGGUUCUUAAAUGCCUGAUAGUUAUUGAUAGAGUAAUACAGGUCACCAGUCCCUCAGUGUCAGAUUUGUUUCCUGCAGUAGUUUAUCUGCAAACUACGGUUUAUGUUGGUAAAAAGAACCAGUGGUGGCUAAAAAAAAAAAGAAAAAAGUCUGAUAAUAGGCCAUGAGAUCUAAGAAACAGUACCCUUAUUCAUUUAUAUCACUUUCCUAAUCGUGCUUGAAUCCUGAUUCUGCUUGGAUAGAACUUGUAUAAUAGUACAUAUUCCAAUUUUUUAAAAAAAUAAGCCAUCAAAAAGUUUGAAUUUAAGAGAUUAAUACUAAAUAUAAAAGGGUCUUGGAGUGCUACAACAAAUAAAUUAGCACACCCACUUCUGUUUUUUCUAAAGCUUGACCUAUUGCAAUGAUUCAAAGCUAGUUUUUUUAAUACAGUGGUGCCUCGGGUCACGAACGCUUCUGUUCACAACCAAUUCGGG
Python bivittatus (Burmese python) is the source of this 2670-nucleotide messenger RNA. It is a transcript of the gene CAMK1G, whose product is annotated as calcium/calmodulin dependent protein kinase IG. Gene Ontology annotation, biological process: protein phosphorylation. Lineage: Eukaryota; Metazoa; Chordata; Lepidosauria; Squamata; Pythonidae. The record is from RefSeq and is a predicted model, not a curated record. Gene Ontology annotation, molecular function: ATP binding; protein kinase activity.